CGGCGGCACCGUCUGGGCUUAGGAAAUCCAGUCUGGGGGAGAAUAUUGAGUCAGAGCCACGCAGUCGACUAGGAUCUCAGACGUGGCCAGCGUAUUCUUGGCUGGUCUAUUUUUGUUUUCCUUCCAGUGAAGCCAGACCUAAACCUUAGAGUUACCAUUUAGAGAUGAAAGGGAACUGAGCUUGGGGCAACCCUUCUUUCUAGAGAGGGGUGUGGGGAUCAUGGAGAGUCCCCAGCUGGAACUUAAGGGACCUGAAUCUUGGUCCAGAUUUGCUGUUCCCCACUGUAGGCCUGAGUUUUCCCAUGUGUACAGUGAGAGGGGUUUGGAGUACUAGAUCUCCAAAGGCGUGACAAAGGAUGGGUGCUGUUUAAGUAUGAGUUGUAAGGAGUAAAUGAGUUAGGAAGGCCUCCUUCUGGGGUUCACAGGAAGCUGCCUGGUGCACUGAAUUAACUGGAGUCUUUGGAAUUACAUUGUUCAUUACAGUGCCGAGAAAUAGGUGGCAUUAUCCCCUUUACAAGUGAGGAAACAGAGGUACAGAAGUGAGUCAGACUUCAAAGUCCAGGCCCCACUAUACUCUUUCCCAUUAAGAGAGCAGGGAGGACUUGAUUGAUAGGUGAUCAUAUGGAGCAGCAAUUAAUAACUUGUGUUCUCGGCUAAAAUGACCAACUCCAAAGCAGAACUCUAUCUGAUUCUUCUCUAUCCUUCGUUUCCAGUAUAUAGUUUGUGUGAGCCACUGUCAUCAACAUGUCCAGCAUAAUCAUAAUUCAUAAAAAUUAAUAAAUGAUAACAAGUAAUGAUAGUGAUUCCAUUUGUUGUAGGGAUAGCAAAGCCAUAAGUGAAAUUGUGAAGACCUGAAAAUUUAUAAUACUUUUACUUAUAUAGUGCUUUAAAGUUUAUAAGGCACUUUUGAGUGGUUCUUCAUAUUGGUCAUCUUAGGUAGCUAUUACCCGCAUUUUACAAACAAGGAGUCCAGGACCGGGAGAGAUUAAGUGACUCAAGCAAGGUCACACAGAAGUGUAGCUGGGAUGCCAAUGAGGUCCUCUUUGACAAGCUGUGCUUCUGCUUUGGUGCUCUCCCCCUUUCCUCUCCCUUUCCUUUUUCCUAGUCCCAUCUCCCCACUCCAUGCUUAUCACCCAGAGAACUUCUCUUUCCAUGUUAACUAAUAAUCAUGUGUUGAUUGACGAUUAACAGUGUUGGUAGUAACUCAUAAUUAGAGAGUUGGCUCAUAAGAAUUCAAAAUUUGAUCUUUCCCAGAGACAUAGAGGGAUUUAAAUGCUUUUAAGAAGGAGAGUUGUUAACUAUUAUCAUCAUCAUCACCCACGGAUUUCAAGGAAUAAAACUGCAGUUGACCCUUGAACAACACAGAGGUCAUGGAAGAAGUGACAUCGUGCUCCUCCAACAGCCCUCUGUUCCAGCAGGAAGACAAGAGAGGGGUCACCUACCGGAUCCCAGCUCUGCUCUACAUCCCCCCCACCCACACCUUCCUGGCCUUUGCAGAGAAGCGCUCCACGAGCAGGGACGAGGACGCUCUCCACCUGGUGCUGAGGCGAGGGUUGAGGACUGGGCACUCGGUACAGUGGGGACCCCUGCUGCCGUUGAUGGAAGCCACACUACCUGGGCAUCGGACCAUGAACCCCUGUCCUGUGUGGGAGCAGAAGAGUGGCUGCGUGUACCUAUUCUUCAUCUGUGUGCGGGGCCACGUCACCGAGCGUCAGCAGGUCGUGUCAGGCAGGAAUGCGGCCCGCCUCUGCUUCAUCUGCAGUCGGGACGCUGGCUGUUCGUGGAGCGAGGUGAGGGACCUGACUGAAGAGGUUAUUGGCACCGAGGUGAAGCGCUGGGCCACAUUUGCUGUGGGCCCGGGUCAUGGGAUCCAGCUGCAGUCGGGGAGGCUGGUCAUCCCUGCAUAUGCCUACUACAUCCCUUACUGGUUCUUUUGCUUCCGGCUACCAUGUAAAGCCAAGCCUCAUUCCCUGAUGAUCUACAGUGAUGACCUGGGGGCCACCUGGCACCAUGGCAGCCUCAUUAAGCCCAUGGCAACCGUGGAGUGUGAAGUGGCAGAAGUGACCGGGAGGGCGGGCGACCCCGUGCUGUAUUGCAGCGCCCGGACACCAAACAGGUGCCGGGCAGAGGCUUUCAGCGUUAACCAUGGUGAAUACUUUCAGAGACCAGCCCUGAGCCCUCAGCUCUGUGAGCCCCCGCAUGGCUGCCAAGGCAGUGUGGUGAGUUUCCGGCCCAUGGAGAUCCUUCAAGGGUGCCAGGACCCUAAUGGCAAAGAUGCUCCUACCGGUCAGCAGAGCCCUCUGCUGGACAGCUCACCGAGGCUAGAGCAGGAAGCCGGCCCACUGUCUGAGUCUUGGCUCUUGUACUCCCACCCAACCAGUAAGAAGCGGAGGGUCAACUUAGGCAUCUACCUCAACCAGACCCCCUUGGGGGCUGCCUGCUGGUCCCGCCCGUGGAUCUUGCACUGCGGGCCCUGUGGCUACUCUGAUUUGGCUGCUUUGGAAAAGGAGGGCUUGUUUGGGUGUUUGUUUGAGUGUGGGACCAAACGAGAGUGUGAGCAGAUUGCCUUCCGCCUGUUUACAGACCGAGAGAUCCUGAGCCACAUGCACGAGGACUGCUGCAGCCCUGGUAGGAGCUCUGAGCCAACUGAAAGCUAAAAUUGACUUAGGACCCAAAUUUCCGUAGAAAGGAAACCACAGAAGUCAACCACAGCCAGGAUAAUGGAGGCCAGAUUAACAGAGGUGGUUGAAGUCUACAGAGAAUCCAAAACUUCAUAUUCUGCACUCACAUUUUUUCUCUUCUCCCCCAAAGAGCAAAAGGAAAAUUAUGCCAUAGCUACUGCAGUGGGGAGAACUAUGAGUUGGGAAACAAUAAUGUGGUCCUGGUUGUGCCUCUGGCUUGCUUUGGGACCUUGGACAUGUCCACUGAACUCUCCGGGCCUCAGGUUUCCCAUUUGUAAAAUGAGGGGAUUGGUGCUGUGAUUUUUCUUCUUUCCAUUCUUAGGAAAGGCAGAGUGCCCGCAUGCUCCACAAUCAACAGGUCCUGGCUGCGUGGGUCUCUGAUAGGACUCUGAUCUCGAAGUGGAAGUCAGAGGACUCAGCUUUUUCAAUGACUCACCACUUGUCCAGGUGUGAGACCUGGGCAGGUGUGAGGAAUUGGGCAGAACAGUAGAAUCAUGAGGUCACCUGCCUUCUCCAGCUUUGCAGCUCUGCUCAAUCUUCCCUUCCUCCUCCAGAACCCUUAUUUCCUGGGGAGAAAAUGGGAAACUCAAGGCCAGUGGCCCCUGAUAAUGGUACUUAUUGUUUCCGAGGGCGUUACUCUUAUGAAAGAUGAACCUGAAGUUCAUAUUCUAGAAUGGUUUCUGAUGAGAAAAGGUCGUAGAUUAGGACUCUAAAGCAUUGGCUAGAACUUCCCAUGGUCUCUGCCCUCAAAGAGCUCACAGUUCACGGGGCUAGAAGUGGAGAGAAUUCAAGAAAACCGAUGUAGCUGGUUUAUAGAUGUUGGGCCUUAAGUUGGGGUUAUGGUAGCUCCUGACAGCAUUGUCUUAGUCACAUCUUCAUUGUGCUUGGAGUCAGCUGCCAGGGCUUGGCCGGCCACUGGGUUCCCCCCACGUCUGUUUUUCUCAGAAUAUUGUUCUGGCCUAGCCACUCCUCUACUCAUGGAGAAGGUCUUUCACCAUGAGGAAGGUCUCCAGACCCUAGACCUCUGAAUCAAGCCAAUUUUUUUUGUACCUAUUACAAUCACUAUUUGUGAAGUAGGGGUGCCCCUUUGUCUGAUGGGUUUGGGGCUGAAAUUGACCAGGGCUGGGUGUCUCAGAUGAUACCAGAUGAGUUGCUCUUAUUUUAGAAUCUUUCCCCCGGAGCCUGUUGCUGUAACAGAAAUUCGAUCACGAAAGACUUGGUUUUUCAGCCUAUUUUAGGAGAAGAAAUACCUUCAACUUGUAUCAGAUAACUAAAUUUGGUGCUGAGUAAUCGCCCACAGAGCAAGUCUUAGUUGUAGAAUAUAGCCCAGGAGGCUGGGGGCUGCGGUUGCUCCUGUCAUAUGGGGGAGAGUCCUCUAGGAUGAAAGUAGAGAUUAACUUCACCUACAUAUGGCUUAAGUCCAUGGCUUAGAGUGACUUUUUAAAAUUCCCUUAGCCUGUCAUCCAUUUGUCAAAGUUAUCCACCCAGUAUGCAGUUCUGCUCACUCAUUCACUCAUUUAUACAGUUAUCUAAAUAUUCUUGGGAGCCUGUCUGUAAUGUAAGGUGCUUUUUCUGUUGCCAUUCCCUGGUUGAAAAGCAUCUGUGGCUCUUCACUGCCUGCCUAAGGGUGUUUUCAUUUAGUCUGGCAUGUAGGGCCUUCAGUUGUUGGGGGAGAUAAGGCGUACUGACCUCUGCUUCUUUGUAUGAAGCCCAUUGUCAGAGAAGAUCUCCGUCAAGCUGGCAGUGGAGGGUGUGGCAGUUGGUGGUACAGGGAGGAACCGGGGAAGCGCAGCCCUCUCCUAAGCCAUAGCAGCUUCAUGUUCUGCAAAUCUUUCCUGAGCAUCGUACCCCCAAAUAGAUAGGAAUAGCAGGGAUGGCUUCCUUCUCCAAUAAGGUCUAAAGGAGGAAGUCACAUGCCAGUGCGGACCACAGAUGUCCAGGACCAGCACUCAAAAGAUGUCUUAUCCUUCUCUGAAUUGCCCUCCCCUUUGCUUUAUGUUUGCUUCUCCUUAGUGAUUAGAAGUGAAACUCCUAAUAGGCGGAGGGCCUGUGUGUAUCAUUCAGGAUUGGCAAGAAAAGAGGAUUGGAGACAGAGGUAAUCCAGAAUGAGGCUACAUGGGGGUAGAGCUCAGGGGUAGAGCAUUUGGCUGCAGGAUGAGGAUUUGGGAGAGGAAGAGUGGGCAGUGGCAGCUAUGAAGAAAACAGCAGGGCGGGAGUUCCGGCACGUUUAGGAAGAAAGAGAACGUGGCCCGGAUAAGAGACCUAGGCCAGAGAGGCAGCGUAGGUGGUGGUUGCUGUGAAGAAGAAAUGACAACAGGCUGGGGGUGUCUCCUGACGCGUGUGGGAGGAGCCCUGGGGCAGCUGACUCCAAGCUGUGUGGCCCACACAGGCCAGCACUUCAGGCUGCAGACCGGUUCCUCCCCGGCCCUGUCACCGGAAGCUGACCUAGCUUGUUCACGUUCUGGAUGACCAACAGAGACAGCUGUAGGCACUCCUGACUUGUUUGUGCCCAUUCCCCGAGGCCUUCAGGGUCCUGGGACCUAUCCCGUGACCCUGGUAUCCUAACCAAGCCUCUUCCAGGCCCUCUCAGCUUGGGAGAGUGAAAAAGACAGGGCAGGUGAUGGCAGCUGUGAAGAAAAGAGGACAGCAGACUGGAGGCCUCUAGUCUAGAGGCUUCUACCUGCUUCUACCCUGUCGCUGGGCCCUUAGAAUGGAUCCAUCUGGCACACAUGGCUCAUCCCUGGGAGAGCAAGAAAGCAUAGGUAGGGGCCACCUCCUGCUGAUAUGUAUCCAGACCCACUCCCACCCCUUCAAGCUGCUGGGCCCGCUCAGGCUCCCCACCUCCUGACGCCCUCACUCCUAGGCCCCUAGUAUUCAUUUCAGGGCUUUUAUUUGGGCGCUUUCCUUGGAUCUGUUUCUCCUGGUCAUCAGUCUCCCCUCCUGUCCUGUCCUUUGGGAUAUCAUGCAACAGUAGCUGUAGAUAAGAGACAUAGCGCCCUGUCUGUUGGAGAACCCGAGGCACCCACAGAGAUCAACCUGAGGCUGCCCCGCCUCCUCUCCAGGGCAGUAGGCUUCAAUACUUCCACUUCGGCCAGCUCAGGCUCUCCAGUCUUCUGCAGUAGGCUGUGCGUUUUCCCCACUGCGUUAUGCGGUAGGUGUCAAGUCAUCCCUUUCUGUGCUCCCACAGUGCCCAGUUGGGACCCCCCUUUGCUCAUUACCAUGGGGUGCGGGGUAUUAUUGUUGCCUGUCUUGUGCGCUCUAGGCCUCCGCUAGGCUGUGAAUUCCUUGAGGGCCAAGUCUGUAUGAAUCCUCUCUCUAUCCUUUUUACCUGGAAUUACAAUAAUUUCUUUAUUAAUAUAGGCUUUUUCUGUUGUGUUUGGAAUUCCCUGAAGGUAAGGACUGUGCCCGAUUCCUCUCUCUGUCUUCUGCCCCUGGCAUAGGGCCUGGCACAGAAUGGACAGCAGUAAGGCUCUGCUGAAUGGAUCGAGAAAUCAAAGAUCCUUGGCCUUCUGGAGCUAAGUGAGAGGGCCGGGGAGAGCCCCCGCAAAGAGAGGAGUAGGUUGCCUCCCUCUGCGGGUUGGAUAGCGUUCUAAACCCGCUGAACAUGCACCUGAAAUGGGUCUUCUCCCUGCUGGCCUGCUUCCAGGUCAGUCCCUAAAGAGCUCUUCUCUGGCUUCAGUUGAGCCCUGCCUGGGUGUUUCAGGAUUACAGCCCAAGCCCAAAGCCAAGCCAAGAUUUGGGUUCUCAUGUCAGGGGUAUUUCCCCUCUGUCCCUAAUUGGCAUUUCUGUAACUGCCCCUCCUCCAGGACUCUGGGACUGACGCCGUGGUUCAGUGUUCUGAGUGUGUCUUGCUCUGUGAUCCCAAGUGCUGAAAGUGCCCUCUGUUCUAUAGAAACUACCAGAGCUCUUGGGAACAAGGGAGAUGAAUAAAGAGCUUAAUUCUGG
Molecule: messenger RNA, 6626 nt
Organism: Lutra lutra (Eurasian river otter)
Lineage: Eukaryota; Metazoa; Chordata; Mammalia; Carnivora; Mustelidae
Gene: NEU3
Product: neuraminidase 3
Exons: 3
Coding region: 1371-2657 (428 amino acids)
Biological process (GO): ganglioside catabolic process; oligosaccharide catabolic process
Cellular component (GO): membrane; lysosome; cytoplasm
Molecular function (GO): exo-alpha-sialidase activity
Source: RefSeq, a predicted model, not a curated record